AUCAUCGGUGGACGGGCGAGACAUCACAUCGCUCUCCGUUUUCAUCUGCUGCUGUUCACUGGCCAAGAGGCAAAAUCAGAGUCAUUUAUUCUUUCGUCCAUCAGCGGCGACAUUUUGUUCAGGAAAAGCAGAUUUGGUUGUAAAGAGCUGAAGUGUGAAGGAAACCAGGUGGAGAUGAGAUCAGUUGGAUUUGCUGUUUUCGUGGCGUUUCUCAUGAUCAAUGGCUCUGAAACGCGGGAUCCACCGGAUCACAAGGAUCCAACACCAAAGGAGCCAGUGAGGAACCCGGAGACAUCUGAGACUACGAACCAAACCGCUCCGUCCACCAGCCCCGAAGCACCCGAGGAAGACGAGUUUCUGGGUCCACGCGAGUGUCUGAUAAAGAAGCUCACUCGGGGGUCGUGUGACCUGGUGUUUUGUCCUCCGUGGGAGCGGUGCAUUGAAGGACAUUGCUCCUGUAAACCACCAUACCUUUGUCCGUCGGAGGGGGCUCGACCGGUCUGCGGGCUGGACCACCGAACGUACCGCUCCUACUGCCAGGUGAUGGCUGUGUCCUGUCAAACAAAGAGAUCCAGAAUGUCCCACUUUGGGGAGAAUUGCAAAGAGGAUCAGCCCAAGUUCAACAGCACCAUACUCUCCGACACGGCAGCUGUGAAGAUCUUCCUCCCCGACGCCAGGAGCCCUGGAGGCGGGGAGGAGCUGCUGGUGUGCCAACGCCUUUGGAACAUCGCAGCUGCUAACGUGGCGUGCAAGGCCGGGGGGACUCCACUCGGCGCGCUGGCGGCCGACUCCACGUCCUACGGCUCCCUGACGACCGCCGGCGGCAACACAGAGUCACCCAAGCGCUGCGUCAGCCUCCGCUGCCAGGGCUACGAGGCGUCCCUCGCCGAGUGCGUCAUCUACGACAAGGUGGACAUCGGCAAUCAGGAGGUCGCCACGGCAACCUGUUAUCAGGCCCCCGAAGCCGCCAACGAGUGCGGCUUCACGUGCGCCAACACAAAGUGCGUCUCCGCGAACCGGACCUGCGACGGAGUCGACGACUGCGGCGACGGCAGCGACGAGAUGUGCUGCAAAAAGUGCAGGGGCGGCGGCUUCCGCUGUAAGACGGGCGCGUGCGUCCAUCGGGAGGCGCUCGGCGACGAGCAGAUCGACUGUCUGGACGGCGAGGACGAAGCAACGAAACACGCCGCCAUCGAGCCAACGAAGCUGCUGCCCACUAACUCAGAGUACACUUCCCCCAAAGACGAAACGAGGGCCGGUCGGGCGCAUCUGGAGUCCAGGUUGUACUGCGGGAUCCCCAACGCCACCACGGUGGACAACGUGGAGGUCGAGGGCCGCGCGAACAGGGGCCGCGUCAAGCGAGUGGUGGGCGGCGUCCCGGCGAACCCGACUCAGAUCCAGUGGCAGGUCGCUGUGGUGGAGAACAAGAAGGUGGACUGCGGCGGCGCCUACAUCGGAGGAUGCUGGGUAAUCACGGCGGCUCACUGCGUCAGGCCGAACCCGUCUGCGUUCAUGGUGAAGUUUUCCCUCUGGAGGAAGAUUCAAGCUCAGAGCACGACUGACAUCGUUCCUGUCCAAGAGAUUCUCAUCCACCCAAAGUACGGUGCCAACUACGAGAACGACAUCGCUCUGCUGAAGCUGAAGAAGCUUCCCUUCGAGGAGAAAUGCCUGAAGGACAACCCGGCCAUCAGCGCCGUCUGCGUCCCCUGGUCCACGCAGCUCUUCCAGCCCAACCACACCUGCAGCAUCUCCGGGUGGGGUCGGACCGCAGAGGGCAAAGGGGCCAAAGUGCUGCUGUGGGCCAACGUUUCCCUCAUCGCCGACUGCCAGAGAUUCUACAACGAUCGCUUCCGGCCCGGCAUGAUGUGCGCGGGCGCCGUGGAGGGCGGCGUGGACUCCUGUCAGGGCGACAGCGGCGGCCCGCUGGUCUGCGAGGACGAGCUGGGAGUUUCCUACCUGUGGGGCAUCGUCAGCUGGGGGAGGAAGUGUGCUGAGCCGGGAUUCCCCGGAGUCUACACACAGGUGGCUCAUUACUUUGAGUGGAUCCGUUACCACACAGGGUGGCCCGCCGUCACCAAGUUCAACUCCUGAUGAGGCAACAAUGUAAAAAAGAAAGAGCAAUGUGGCUUUGGAUCAAAGCGUCGGCUGAAUAACCUGUGAUGUGAUGUAACGUGGAUGUUGUACCGUUGUGUUUGCUGUAACAUCGUUCUUGUAUUAAGCCACUAAGUUGUUCUCAGCUGCCCUGCAGACCAACAGCUGACUGUGGCUGAUUCAACAUGAGUGACAAUUAAUACAAACAGCUGUUGGUAGAUUAGUGGAUAAAUGUCAAAGCAUCACAAUAAAGACCCCUUUGUCCAAUAGAAA
Gasterosteus aculeatus aculeatus (three-spined stickleback) is the source of this 2364-nucleotide messenger RNA. It is a transcript of the gene cfi, whose product is annotated as complement factor I. The record is from RefSeq and is a predicted model, not a curated record. Gene Ontology annotation, molecular function: serine-type endopeptidase activity; protein binding. Gene Ontology annotation, cellular component: membrane. Gene Ontology annotation, biological process: proteolysis. NCBI's taxonomy places the organism in Eukaryota, Metazoa, Chordata, Actinopteri, Perciformes, Gasterosteidae.